This is a messenger RNA of Salpingoeca rosetta, 711 nucleotides long. Its product is annotated as cell differentiation protein rcd1. The transcript has 6 exons. The record is from RefSeq and is a predicted model, not a curated record. Gene Ontology annotation, biological process: mRNA catabolic process; negative regulation of translation. Gene Ontology annotation, cellular component: CCR4-NOT complex; P-body; CCR4-NOT core complex. The coding region runs from base 1 to 711 and encodes 236 amino acids. NCBI's taxonomy places the organism in Eukaryota, Choanoflagellata, Craspedida, Salpingoecidae.
AUGCCAUACCAAAAGCGUGGCGGUGGCCGUGGAGGCGGGGAUGGAAGGCAGCAACAGCAGAAGCAGGAUUCACAGCACCUCGGAGAUGGCUUCGACCAGGGACCCGGCCCGCAUGGCGGGCACGGCGGCGGUGGCCGAUCUGGUGGCCACUUGAGCGAGCAAGCGCUAAUCACGCUCAUUCAAGACAUCCAAGACUUGCGCAAGCGCGAAGACGCCAUGGCCACCUUGAGCAAACACCGCGACUCUGUGAAGAAGCUUGCGGUGCUGCUGUGGCACUCGUUUGGCAUUAUUCCCAUCCUGGUGGACGAAGUCAUCUCUGUGUACGAGCACCUGUGCCCCGAAGAAGGGUUGCAGUGCACCGCCUCCAGUCCCCGAGACCCGCACUCCUGCAGUGCACCGCCUCCAGUCCCGAGACCCGCGGCCUUUUCCUUGCCGAGCCCGAUGGUGCACGCGUUGGCACAGAGCCCCUCUGGUCGCCUCCUCAAGCACGUUGUCCGCUGCUACCACCGCCUCUCAGACAACCCAAGGGCGCGGGAUGCGCUGCGCUCGUGUCUGCCCGACAAGCUCAGGGACGGGACCAUCGAGAACACACUCAGGUCCCAGAAGGAUGAGCAGACGCUGGCUUUUCUGCAGAAGUUGCUUGUGAACCUUGGGCUUGCCAGCCCCUCAACGGUGCCCGCCCUCCCAACGCAGCAGCAACAGGCCCAGUAG